Messenger RNA from Mauremys reevesii (Reeves's turtle), 2703 nucleotides. It is a transcript of the gene ABHD15, whose product is annotated as abhydrolase domain containing 15. The record is from RefSeq and is a predicted model, not a curated record. Lineage: Eukaryota; Metazoa; Chordata; Testudines; Geoemydidae. The transcript is spliced from 2 exons. Gene Ontology annotation, molecular function: monoacylglycerol lipase activity; short-chain carboxylesterase activity. Bases 712 to 2163 code for a protein of 483 amino acids.
CCAUUUCUGUGCCGUUCAUUGGGGCGGGGGGCACGCAGCGUGCUUUGCUAUGGAAAAUUCCCAGCCGCCUAGGCCUCUCCCUGAGAAACCCUCCCCUCUGCAGCCAAGCCGUGGGGCAGGACGUCCGCUCUGCGCCUGCAGCCGGGCUGUGGGGCAGCACCCCUGCUCCCCGCCUGCAGCCCAGCAGCGGGUUUAGGCCGGAAGAGCCAGUGUGCCCAGGUCAACGCCCUUCGCCUGGUCACUCCUGCGUGAGCCCCAUUCCCUGCUUCCGGCCGGGCACCUCCAGCAGCAGCUCGGCAUGGCCGGGCGUCUGCACUGCUCACCCACCCCAGGGACCGAGCUGCUCGUUCUCUGCGUGAGUGUGGCCCCAUGCGGGGGCAAGGGGCGAGGUCUCUGCUCCCCCGGCUGGUGUGGAACGAGGCAGGAAUGCUUUACGCUGAGGGCCCUGUGCGGGACAUAGGCCCUGGAGGGCAGGCACCAGCCCCACACCACAGAUCAGCCAGGGGAGGGGCCUGAUGUCCCUGCCUGAGUGCAGACCCCCCCAAGACCUGCUCCAGGUAGAGGGAAAGGCCGGUGCACCAAGACACCCCUCGACCCCCAGCUGGAGAGAGGAUCCUCAAGGCAGCUAGCCAGGGCCAUGGUGAGAGCACCCGGCAGGGGAAGGGUUAACGCUUGCACAACCCCCAUCCAAUCGCACUCGCCCUCAAACAAAUGCAUUAUUUGCUAAGUAAGGAGGGGGGCCGCUGUGGAGCCCAGGCAGGGGGCUCCGGGAGACACUUCUUCCCCAGCUGGGCGAGGCACCUCAUGCUGGCACUAGGGAGCCUGGCGGCCUGGGCCUUGGCUUUAGCCCUCCUCUGGCUCCUCGCCACGCAGCUCUGGGGGCCAGGCGGGGGCAGCCUGCUCCCCAGCCGGGAGCCGGGGGGUGCAGGCGAGGGAGACGAUGGGGACAAUGUCAUUGGGGAGGAGGGGCCUGGGGCAGGGCGCUGCAGGCUCAUCUGCAAAUCCUCCGCGCUGGCCCGGAGCCUGCUGCGGAGCCUGCGGCGGGGCGCUGCCCUGCAGAGCGGGCGCUGGCUGUGCAGGACCUGGCCUCAGCUCCAGACCAUGUUCCAGCUCCUCGUCCCCCCUGCCCGCCAGCCGGAGCUGGCCCGGGAGCUCCUGCAGCUGGCCGACGGGGGCCUGGUUGCCCUGGACUGGGUCAUGGGGCCCUGUGGCAGCAGCAAGAGGAGUAGAGCAACCACUGCCUUUGGCACCGCCCCGGUGCUGCUUGUCCUCCCCAAUGCCUCCGGGAAGGUCACCAGGGGCAUCCUGCACCUCUGCCUGCUGGGCCUGGAGCAGGGCUACAAGCCCGUCAUCUUCAACCGGAGGGGACACAACGGCAGCCCGCUCGCCAGCCUGAAGCUGCAGGCCUUCGGGGACCCAGGCGACCUCAAGGAGGCAGUGACAUACAUCCGCGUGCGGCAGCCAGGUUCCUCGCUCUGCGCCGUGAGCGAGGGCUCAGGCUCGGGCCUGCUCCUCUCCUACCUGGGGGAGUGUGGCUCCUCCAGCUACCUAGCUGCAGCGGCUUGCAUCUCGCCCGUGUUCAGGUGCCAGGAGUGGCUGGAGACCGGGUGCCCCUGGCUGUAUGAGUGGAGUCUGCUCCUGCACCAGAAACGAGGCCUCAGCAGGUACGCCACCGCGCUGGCAGAGGUUGUGGAGACAGGCAGGCUGUUCAGGAGCCGCUCGCUCCGGGAAUUUGAGGAAACCCUCUUCUGCCAGACCAAGAGGCACCCUGUCACCUGGGACGCUUACUGGGAUCGCAACGACCCCCUCCGGGAGGUGGAUGAGGCAGCUGUCCCGGUCCUGUGCAUCUGCAGCGCCGACGACCCCGUCCGAGGCCCUCCGGCCAGCACCCUCCCCAUGGAGCUCUUCCACAGCAGCCCCUACUUCUUCUUGCUGCUGACACCACACGGAGGGCACUGCGGCUUCCUGAGGGAGGGGCCCUGCUCCUGGAGCCACGACGUGACGCUGGAGUACUUCGCCACCGUCGCGGAGUUCUUUCGCACGGAGGAGAGGCUGAAGGGGCUGCACCGGUACAGGAGGGGCGUCCUGCAGAAGAGAGAGGCUUCCUCUGCUGCCUGCCACCUCCAGGAGAUCUUCAGCUGGCAGAGGUCCUACACCAGGUAGCACCAGGCAGGUCUAGCACCUCUCCAUAGCGUCCCUGGGAGAGGCUGUCCAAGGGCCAUGCAGCGCUGUGCAGUCACCCCCCGUUAGAGGACAAGCAGCACCCCGUGUUGCACAGCCUUCCCCUUGCACGCUCACACCAGCAUGGCAGGCACUGCACACACAGGCCCUGUCAUCCCCUCCCCACAGAAACAGACUGUUGAAAGCCCACAUGGCUGACAUGACUGGUGUGUUCCCACCACACUGGAAAUGGCCCAGGCUGCGCACUCUCAGGGCUGGGCAUGGCUAACUGAGCCUCCCCUGUGCCUAUGAAACUCCACUAGCUCCUGCAGUUCCCAGCGGCCAGCCGGAGCGUGCUGGGGUGGGAAAGUGCCCCCGGGUCAAAGCAAUCUCCAUCGUGCCCCUGCCAUGGGAGGGCGCUGUGCUGCUGAAGGAGCAGUGUUCAGGGGAGAUGCAAAGCCCACGCCCUGGUCCUCGGGCGCGCUCCACAGGAGGCGGCUUUAGAUCCACAGUCCUGGCUAAAUCUCACCUUUCAAAACCCGC